UAAGUCAGUCUGAAACUUGUUUGGCUCUUGAUAGUACAUAAAUCUGGUUAUAUCAUAAUGAUAUUUUAAUGUUAAACAUUUGAGAUAUUCUUUAAAUGAAUAUGCAGUGUUUAUUAGUGUUCACCAUUUUGUGUGUUUAUUUAACGAAUGCAACAUUGAAACAGUGCUAUUGGAAUGAUGGUUGCACAUAUAAAUAUUUUUCGAGUAAAACGUCUUACGAUGCAGUUCGUGGGGAUAUCAGAGAUGCAAAAUUAGGAGAUUGUGAACCGGUAAGCAUUUGGCAUAUAAUGCGGCAUGGCCCUCGGAAUCCUGGGCCAGAUUUUGCAAGAAAAAUUAAGACCGCUUUAUCGUACAAAGAUGACAUCAUAAAGAGUUACGAAAAAGGAAAUAGUUCCCUUUGUGCCCAAGAUGUUGACAAUUUAAAAGCUUAUGAAGUACCGGAAGAUAUGUUUAUAUACGUGAGCAAGCUAACAGAAGAAGGAUAUAACGAUAUGUUUCAAAUUGGGAAAAGGAUAGCUCAAACUUUUCCAAAAUUGGUCGAGUCGCUUGAUGAUGGCAGCUAUGAGUUCCGAGCGGUCUAUGGACAUUGGAUUGAAAAAAGUUUAAAAGCUUAUGUUGAAGGAUUGGCUGGUGAUAAAACUGUUAACAUUUCGGAAGUAAACCUUUCCUUCGAUAAUAUAGCACCCUACGCAGCUUGUGGAAUAUACCAAAAAGAAGUUAAGGCAAAUCCGGCAUUGUACGCGGAAGUUGAUUAUUACGAAAAAACUGAUGACUAUUUAGCGGCCAAACACCGGAUAGAGAGGCGAAAUGGUCUAAAUUACGAUUUGUCUGGUGAAAAUAUCACAUCCCUUCACGACUUGUGUCGCUACACUUGGUCCUCUAAAGAAAAGUCCAGUCCAUGGUGUGCAGUCUUCAAUAAAGAAGAUUUGGAAGUACUGGAAUACGUCGGCGAUUUGAGACAUUAUUACCGAAACAGUUACGGACACCCUGUGAAUAAAUUUUACGGUGGACCACCGCUAUGGGAUUUACUGACAACUUUCCAGUUGGCAAAAGAUGGAAAAGGGAAGAAAGUAACAAGUUACCUUUCACAUGCAACCAUGAUGGAUAUGAUAUACACUGCUCUGGGUUUAUACAAAGACGAAUAUCCUUUAAACGGAACUGCGAGAGUUCGGAACCGGAAGUGGCGGAGUAGUUUCCGGUCAGGAUAUUGUGCGAACAUGUUGGUUGUUUUGAACAGAUGCAGUGAAAGAAACUCGACAGAAUUUAAAGUGGCAUUUUAUUUAAAUGAAAAUCCAAUGACCGAACUAUGUGAAGAUGGAAUAUGCACGUGGGAAGAGUUUGAGAAAUUAUUACAACCUUUUAUCGGUUCAAAAAUUGAUUUGAAAUUCUGUAAAUUUAUGAAUACACGUUUUCGUUAAAUAAAGUAUCAAAUCAA
Molecule: messenger RNA, 1435 nt
Organism: Plutella xylostella (diamondback moth)
Lineage: Eukaryota; Metazoa; Arthropoda; Insecta; Lepidoptera; Plutellidae
Product: multiple inositol polyphosphate phosphatase 1
Molecular function (GO): inositol phosphate phosphatase activity; acid phosphatase activity
Source: RefSeq, a predicted model, not a curated record